Messenger RNA from Salvia miltiorrhiza (redroot sage), 1267 nucleotides. Its product is annotated as agglutinin-like. Gene Ontology annotation, molecular function: carbohydrate binding. The record is from RefSeq and is a predicted model, not a curated record. The transcript is spliced from 4 exons. The coding region runs from base 163 to 1113 and encodes 316 amino acids. Lineage: Eukaryota; Viridiplantae; Streptophyta; Magnoliopsida; Lamiales; Lamiaceae.
GUAAUCGCCAAACCCCCAUCAUAUUAUCAACUUUUCGCAUGCGCUCUUAUACUAUAAUUACCCCAUUUUCUACUCCAAUUUACUACUUCUACUGCAACACACUAUACCAUCAAAUCUCAUGGAAAAAGAUUGCAGCUGUGUGGAAGAGAUCACUUUGGGGCCAUGGGGAUGCCACUCGGACACGGCCAUCAAUGGAGCUUCAAACCCAAAGAUGGCGCUAUCAAAAAGAUUAUCGUAGGCUGCGGUUGGAUUAUCGAUUCCCUUAUGUUUAAGGCGGACCAUUACUCCGCCAAAUUCGGCAGCCCGGGUGGCUUUGUCAAGAUCAGAAUCGAUUACCCUUCAGAAUUUCUGAUUGGAAUAAGUGGGACGUAUGGGAAAGGCGAGCAUAUGUCCGACAAUGUCUGCACCCUUACCUUUCACACUAAUAAAAAUCAAUACGGACCAUUUGGAUCCAAACCCGGGCCCACCCCUUUUUCGUUGAUCGCAAACGGCGCUGCGGUAAUGGGAUUUCACGGCCGUUGCGGCCAAUAUGUGGAAGCCAUUGGGCUUUACAUUAAGCCUCUUUCUUCGCUUUCUACUGAGCUCAAGAAACAGCCUUCCCAGAAUGCUUCCAGUUGCGUUCCCCGUUUUCUCCUGCCGCCGCGCAGUGCGGCAGCGAUGGGCGGAAACGGCGGCCGGGAUUGGGACGAUGGCGUUUUCGCCGCCGUGAAAGGCGUCCACGUGUGCGUGCGCGUGGAUACGGGCGUCCUAUCCGCCGUCCGAUUCAGCUACCUUAAGAAUGAUGGUUCGGCUUUUCUGUCUCCAUUUCAUGGGGGUUAUUGUGAAGGGGAUGUGCACUUGAAGGAAGUGAGCAUUUCGAAGACGGUUGUGUUUUGCGAGGAAGAUGAAUACCUAAUUGGUGUUGAUGGAUUCAAUGGAGUGGCGGAGGGCUCAAAUGUGGUGACGUCAUUGAGCUUUAUGACAAAUAAGGGCAGAUACGGCCCUCUGGGUGCUGAAAUCGGCACAUAUUUCACGUCCAUGAAUUCCGGUGAGUGCAGCAGAAAGGUGGUGGGGUUCCAUGGGCGUUGCGGUGCAUAUCUGGAUGCUAUCGGCCUGCACACCCAGUAUUUCUGAAUCUGUUGUCAGUUUUAGUAUCUUUCUAUUGCUAUCAUCUAUUCCCAUUUAUAUUAGCUUUAAUUUACUGCUUCCUAUCAUCUAACCAAUUGAAGGAAAGUGUGCGCAUCUCUCUGGCUAUUUCAACAAUGAAAAAUUACUUUUGUUACUAAGU